Messenger RNA from Zalophus californianus (California sea lion), 2448 nucleotides. It is a transcript of the gene METTL21A, whose product is annotated as methyltransferase like 21A. Gene Ontology annotation, molecular function: protein-lysine N-methyltransferase activity. The record is from RefSeq and is a predicted model, not a curated record. Bases 338 to 1174 code for a protein of 278 amino acids. Gene Ontology annotation, biological process: peptidyl-lysine methylation. The transcript has 4 exons. Lineage: Eukaryota; Metazoa; Chordata; Mammalia; Carnivora; Otariidae. Gene Ontology annotation, cellular component: cytoplasm; cytosol.
CGUCAAGCACAAGGUCCCAAGGGCAGGUGCGCCAACCACCCGCCCUGGGAGGAGCGAGAUUAGGGCCUUGGGUCUGUAGCAACCGCCCGGCCCUGGGUGUGGGCCUAAAUCGCGCGCCCCUGGCCUUGCCGCUGCCCUGGGAUGCUUUUCACAACCGAGUCCCGGGCGCCGCGUGCGGACUCCGAGUUCGCGCUCUAGUUGACAAGGGCUUGUCACUUUUCCUACUCUAUUGCCACCAAGUGGCGAUUACACCACUUCGGACCUCCCUUUGGUGACGCGAGGACGAAUGGGUGACCACGUCUACUUCGGAGCAAACUUUCUCUACACCUGUUAAUUAAUGACCUUUAACACUAAAAACAGGCAAGCACACAAAUUAGAAAAAAACAACAAACCCACACAGACACACACUGCGCGCGCGCGGGUCCGAGAACCAGCUCAGGGAGAGAGAAGUGGAACCAGCACAAGAACCUCGCCAGCGCCAGCUUUGAGGGAGCCGAGAGAGCCGAGUGCAGGCGAAAUGGCCCUGGUGCCCUAUGAGGAGACAGCAGGAGUGGGGUUGCAGAAAUUUCACAAGCCCCUUGCCACUUUCUCCUUUGCGAACCACACGAUCCAGAUCCGGCAGGACUGGAGACAGCUGGGCGUGGCGGCGGUGGUUUGGGACGCGGCUGUCGUUCUCUCCACGUAUCUGGAGAUGGGAGCUGUGGAACUCCGGGGCUGCUCGACGGUGGAGCUGGGUGCCGGCACUGGGCUGGUGGGCAUAGUGGCUGCCCUGCUGGGUGCUCAUGUGACUAUCACGGAUCGGAAAGUAGCAUUAGAAUUUCUUAAAUCAAACGUUCAAGCCAACUUACCUCCCCAUAUCCAACCCAAAGCUGUUGUUAAGGAGCUGACUUGGGGACAAAAUUUGGGGAGUUAUUCACCUGGAGAAUUUGACCUGAUACUUGGAGCUGAUAUCAUAUAUUUAGAAGAAACAUUCGCAGAUCUUCUGAAGACUUUGGAACAUCUCAGUAGCAACCGCUCCGUGAUUCUUUUAGCUUGCCGAAUUCGCUAUGAACGGGACAACAACUUCUUAGCGAUGCUGGAGAGGCAAUUUACUGUGAGUAAGGUUCACUAUGAUCCUGAAAAAGAUGUAUAUAUUUACAAAGCACAGAAGAAAAACCAGAGGGAGGACUUAUAGUUGACUUUAAUUUAUAAGAAUGUUAUUGCGUGUGUCAGUGAAGGUCUUAGACUGGGAAUUGAACAUUUAAUGAAAUGGCUUACUGAACAAAAAGUCUAACCAAAGGUUCUCAAGGGACAAAGCACAUGUUUUAAAACAAAGCAGCACUCUAUCCCACUGCUAUGACUUUUUAGUCCUAUUUGACUCUGAAAAAUUUAACCCCCAUUAAAGGAACAUAUUGAGAUAUCUGUGUCCCAUACUCCUCCCUCUUGAUACACAAUUUCCCCUGAUGAUAUAAUGAAGGGCCAGUAUAAGGGUGUAGUCAAAGCAGUGAGCUUGUUUGGGUGAGGCUAACCCAUGCAAAUUAUUUUACAUACAUUCUGAGGUAUAUGUUUAGCCCAGUUUUCUACUUUUUUGAAUAUAAAACAAGAGGCUUGAUGUAUAUAUCCCCUGAGCUGUUAAAGCUCUUGAGAUAUUUUUUUUAUCUGCCCCAUUUAGGUCUUAAAUAGUUUUGGCUAUUUGAGAGUAGGAUAUGAGUUCUCGGAGGUCUCAUUUCAUGCUUUUUGGCUUAAUUUCUGAUUUAGGUAUAUAAACAAAGGAUUAAGUAAAAAUAAAAUUUUAGCUGCUUUUUGACAACCCCUAAAAUCUCGGCCCUCCAUGUGCUGUGCACAGGCUUUCUUUAAAAGCUAUAGGUUUUAUCUUAGCACUCCCUUUCCUCAAAUGUUGUUCUUGUAUUUCUUGCCUAGGCUUUCCCCUCCUCUUUGUAAUGCAUAGGGUGACAAUGAAAACGGUUUUAAAUCUCACCUCUUAUGGAAGGUUAGCUCCCUGGAGGAGAAGCUCCUUCCAUACUGUACUUGUAAGUGCUUACUCUGUGUCCGGACUCCCCCAGAAGAUGGGGAGCCUCUUGAGGGCCAGGACUGCUCGAUCGUGCCUCUUCCCUGACUGCCUCCCAGUAGCCAGUGUCUCAGAGCCAAAUAUUGGUUGAAUGAAAAAGAUACAUUCCAUUUAGAGGGGACUGGUUUUUGGGUUAAAUGAUUGCUUCAUUGUUUUAUGAUUAUCUUUGACAGACUUUAUGAAGUCACAUACUUUUUUUUAACUGUACAAGCUUAACAGCUUCAACAAAUUUACAUGACAAGAAUAUUAUAUAAUCUCAGUAUGGUAUUUGGUACUAGAUUUCCUUUGUAAAACAUUAGAAAUAAGACCUCCUCCUUCCUCUUAACCUUCAAUGACUAUCUUGGAUGUGAAAAUACCAAUACGUUAUUUUCUACAUACAUUUUAGAGGUUUUACUUUAAUA